CUGGCGCAGAAUGUUCUGCUGCGAACCUCGAACGCGAACGAGCAUCGUCGCUCCUUUUUUGUUUGUUUGUUUAUUGUUGUGAUUCGGAAUUCAACCACACAGCCAGCACUUAGGACGCGCCACUGCAGGGGAAAAGAAGCCAGAUCUCGCCUCACCCUGGGGGAUUUAUUUCCAAAUAGAUGUGGCCAGAUUUGAUCGCUGCUCAAGAGAUCCGAUUGACGAUCAGGUGCGCCGUAAAACGGGAAGAAAAGAGGUAAAGGAAGAAAAAAAUAAAGGACUCCGGUGACCACACAGAUGUGCCGACGCGAAUAUGAGCGUCCACGUCUGCUUCCACAUCUCUGAGGGAGAACAUCCUGCAACGCGCCUCCUCCGAGAAAGCUGGACUCGGCUUCAUUUUGCGAAUUAAUUAUUACGAUUGUCAUUGAAAACCCAAUCGCUGAAGGCUGUUUUUGUCUCCGGGGGAGGAUGCUCUUUGCCCUGCACGUGACUGUCAUGUCGUCAGCGUUUUUCAAUCCCAGUUUUGCCUUCAGCUCCCACUUUGACACAGACGGGGCGCCGCUGAGCGAGCUGUCGUGGCCGUCGUCGCUGGCCGUGGUGGUGGUCUCCUUCUCCGGCCUGUUCGCCUUCGUCGUCCUCAUGCUGGCCUGCCUGUGCUGCAAGAAGGGCGACAUCGGCUUCAAGGAGUUUGACAACGCCGAGGGCGAGGAGUACCAGGCGGACCUCUCGCCUUCGUCCCACAAUGGGCCCGAGGUGUACAUCUUGCCCCUCACUGAGGUCUCGCUGCCCGUCUCCAAGCAGCCCGGCAGAUCCAUCCAGCUUCUGAAAUCAUCAGACCUCGGCCGCCAUAGUUUACUCUAUCUCAAGGAGAUUGGCCACGGCUGGUUUGGCAAGGUGCUGCUGGGUGAAGUCAGCGUGGGUCUCAGCACCACCCAGGUGGUGGUGAAGGAGCUGAAGGCCAGCGCAAGUGUCCAGGACCAGAUGCAGUUCCUGGAAGAGAUCCAGCCAUAUCGGACCUUGCAGCACCCCGCCCUCUUGCAAUGCUUGGCCCAGUGCUCGGAGGUCACUCCUUAUCUGCUGGUCAUGGAGUUUUGCCCUCUGGGCGACCUGAAAAGCUAUCUCCGCCGUUGCCGACUGUCAGACUCGGAAACCCCCGAGCCGCUCAUCCUCCAGCGAAUGGCGUGCGACGUCGCUUCAGGACUUUUACACCUCCACAAGAAUAACUUCAUACACAGUGACCUAGCCCUGCGGAACUGCCUGCUCACAUCAGAAAUGUCAGUGAAAAUCGGCGACUAUGGCCUUUCUCACAGUCUGUUUAAGGAGGACUAUUAUUUCACACAAGACCAGAUACGGGUGCCCCUACGCUGGAUCGCACCCGAGCUCAUAGACGAAGUCCAUGGGAACCUGCUGGUUGUUGACCAGACCAAAGCAAGUAACAUAUGGUCGUUGGGCGUGACUGUGUGGGAGCUGCUUGAGCUCGGAGAGCAGCCAUACAGACAGUACACUGACAGACAGGUGCUGACGUACGGCGUGCGAGAACAGCAGCUCAAACUUCCAAAACCACAGCUCCAGUUCCCCAUCGCCGAGCGCUGGCAUGAGGUAAUGCAGUUUUGCUGGUUGCAGCCAGAGCUGAGACCGAGCAGCGAGGAAGUUCACCUCCUGCUCACAUACUUGUGUGCCAAAGGCUCCAGCGAAGCCGAUGAGGAUUUCGAAGAACGCUGGAAUGCCUUGAGACCGAAUUUGCUCGGCAGCCCCUCCCACACAGCUGCGCCCGCACCCCUUGUCCUCACCCCGCCGCUGGCCGAGGCCCACGGCCUGGGCCACAUCCAGGCAGGGGAGCCGGCCUCGUCUGCCUCGUCCUCCUUCCCCCUGCUGGAGAGCUUCUCCGACAGCUUUCACUCAGACGCGGGGGACGACUUGCUGACCGUCACGGAGACAAGCCACGGUCUCAACUUUGAGUACAAGUGGGAGCAAGCCCGAGCUGAGCAGCCCUACUGCUCGUUAUCUACCAGCGGCCCUCUUGGCCAAGUGAACCCACACUACCAAGAUAUGUACUAUUCAAGCAAUGCAAGCACCUCCGGUGGCUGUAGGACUGAGACAUCCCCAUCCUACUAUGAGCCUGAGCAUCCAGGAGUAGUCCCUGUGUUGAGCGCCCACAGCCCUUCUGUCAGCAGCGACUAUUAUAUCCGCAUCGAAGACACAGAGUCUCACAUUAACUCGGACGACAAUGUCGUAGACUUAAGUCCUGUGCUGAAGGCUGGCAAUUCUGGGUUGUCUCCUGAAAGUCAGACUGGUUCACCUUUAGCACAACUGAAUGCUUACUGGUCAUCUGUAGACAGCGCCAAAUCAACAGUCUAUGAUUCCGAUUCAAGCCCAACUUUGCAGCUAACCAUGGAGCCGCUGCUUAGCCCUGUGAUGUUAAACCAGUCCAACGCUAACACCUUAUCCUUUCGAGCAGACACUGACUACUGUGAAUCCAUGCGCCUUGCCAGUUUGUCUGACCCAGAGCACUCCAACGUUGGUCAUCCGGUGGCAUCGUCAGAAAAUAAGCCUAGUCUGAAACAAGCAACCAGCAGCCCAAGCUUAGGGUUGUGUGACCCCUACCUUGAAGCCGAAGGCGGCAGCGGCAUGCUUCAUGAAAGCUGCCGUACCACAACGGGAUCCCUUCGGAAGACACUACCCAUCGUUGGCACAGGACUUAGUGUAGAUGUUGAAACGGGUGCCGGCCUGCUGGUAGGCUGUCAGAGGCGUGGGGAUUGCGACGAUGCCGCUUUCUCUGAGGAAGAAGUCACAAACUGGACCUCCAACCAUUCUGCCAACAAUAAUAUCCCAAACUUUGGCAACAAGAAUAGAGACAGGAUGGAGAAUUAUCUUGAGCUUCAGUAUAAUGUGCACUGUAAAAUGACAGAAGUGUGGUCUUUGACCAAAGACACAACCAAAACCUUCUGCAGUUCCAGGACCAAUAAAGAGGAGGGAGAACAACAGGAAUCUGCUCGUAAUGCUGCCAGCAAACGAAAACAACUAGGGUCAUACAUUCACUCGAGUUACCAAGACAGUGCAGGGGAAAACAACUUGGCCAAUUUCCAAAGUCCUAAUUGUCUUGCGAGUGAGAGUGACCGAGAAAAUGACAAGAAACUGUUACUGAAAGGAGAGAGACUGCAUUCUAAGCCCAAGAUAAUACCAACAGGUGUCUCUGCUCUCAGUGACAUAAGGCUAACUUAUCCACACUUGGACGGUAGCAGAAAGUUGACGAGUGGAUUUGGGAUUAGAGACUCCAGUGCUACCCUGGUGGAGCUCGGAGACUACAGUGAGGAAGAUGACGACUUUACAGAUAUCACGUCAAGCAUCUUUACAGACUUCAACCUCGACUACGCGGACGUGCAGGACGGAGAGCUAAGUCCGCUGAAGAACCCAGAGGGAACUCGCGACUCUGUAGAUACCAUUAACCUUUCAUCAUCCGUGGCAAGCACCUGUGACCAAGCCUUCAGCCCAGACUCCUUCAAUACUCCUGCCCAGCCCAAAUCCCUGGAUAGUGGCUACGGCACAGAAAACAAUGGAUCUCCAGAGUUUAUGUUUAAAGAGCUUGUAGGCCCCCGAACAGCUGCGACUGGACUUGUUCUGCAAGUGGGUGUGCGUCAAAAUCUCACUUGCGCCUCAGAGGUCCGCUUAAAGGACACGACUGAUAAAAACCCAUUCCGGGACUCUGCUUAUUUCUCUGACUACGAUACUGAAAACGACAAAAGCCCUUGGGAGGAAGGCGGUAAAUUCUUUGCAAGUCCAAGUAAACAUGAGUUGUAUGCCGGACAAAUGAGCUCUUCCAGAGAUCCAAUCACAAGAGAGUUUAUUAGCGUGGGCUUAAAUCAAAGACAAAGUUGCUUCUUGACAAGACCCUCAGAGCCAAACUCUUCCCAUCCUCUUUCCACACCUGGGCUGUCCAUGUUGUCACCAUUUCCUGUUCAGAUGGGUGGAUGCCUGACCAAAGAGGCAGCCCCUGACUGUGACGACCUGGAGUUGGAGUCAGAGCACCAAGAGGAGCCCUGCUCAGAGCUUAGCUCAUCUGCUGACUCGGAACUCUCCUCCGCCGUCCAGGAGGCCUCAACAAACUACCAGGACGGAAGCAACAGAUCUGAAGACUGUUGCCACGUACAGAUUUUGUGCACAGACUCCACUGUGUCUGAUUACAAAGAUGAUGAACCCAAAGAGAACGAAAACACAGAUCAAUCCACAGAGGAGGAAGAGCUCCCAGAAUGCAAUCACGUGGAAGCGCCGCCGGACAGAGGGGACACAGUCGGGAUAAACGAGGAAGACUUUGAGGACAUUGACGCCGAGGAAUGCGACUCACAGGACGGCUCGUACGAAGCGUCUAACGGCGCCGCUGACAUGGCGUCCGCCUCGUCGCUGUUGGAGCUGUGCGGAGAAGCUGUGAGAGCCCCACUGGAGGAGGCAGAGGACGAGGACGACUCCGACGACAGCGAGUCGGACGAAGACUUGCGGACGUACAGCAUUCCGGAGGAAGACAGCGAGGGGAGCGAUGAGGACUUGACCGCAGUGCCGGUGGUGGUAAGCGACGGUAGCAGGGCGAGGCAUCUCCGCAGCCUCCUAAAGAUGCCGACGCUCCUCACUCAGUCAUUCUGCGAGGAGCUAGAGAGGAAGAAAAAGGCGGUGUCCUUCUUUGAUGACGUCACAGUUUUCCUCUUUGACCAGGAGAGCCCAACUGGAGAACUGGUCGACUACAGCUUCUCCACUGAAGAGGGGCCCGGCGGGAAGGGGACACUGGACGAAACCACCUCCGACCCAGAUGAAAACACCUCCAACGCGGAUGAAACACCUUCCAAGCCGGAUGUGUCGACAUCUGAAAACCCCUGCAAACUUGAAGCCUGUGAGACAGAGUGCAAUGCUGAGGAAACAGACGGUGACAGUGCAGAGCAAGGUUUUGAGUGGGAGGAUGAUCUUGCAUUUGAGCAGCGCCGAACUUUACCUGACAACACGGCCGAACCCGUUUCCCCUUCGAGCAGUCCCGAGGUGCCAAAGUCGGCGUCCACGGCACUAAACCGAUUCAUGGUCUCCAGAUUCUCCAUCACGCACGUGUCAGACACGAUUGAAGCAACGGGGAAUGCCGAAGAUUGUCCGAAAGACUGACAGGCCAUCGGUGGACCGUUGCUUCAUUUCUUCUCUCCCCAACACCACAAAAGAAAAGAAAACAUUACUAGCGAUGCGAUGUUUUACAGAGUUUUAUUUUUAAUGGUCAUUUUAAGUCGUCCGACUGGUGGCGGAGCCUUUCUGAGACGGCGCCUCGUAUCGUAGUGAAAGCCCUCGUGGUGAUUUGCACACUUUUUAAUUUGCAGAUUUGCUGCUGAUGACAUCACUAAGAACAGACAGUCUUACCCCCCCCCCCCCCCCCAAGUUAACGCCACACAUGCUAUAUUAAGUCAAUGUUCACAUCGAAUAUCAUUAAGUAUACAACAGUUAAGAUCAAAAUGAGCUUUUUUUUUUUUUUUUCA
Molecule: messenger RNA, 5498 nt
Organism: Phycodurus eques (leafy seadragon)
Lineage: Eukaryota; Metazoa; Chordata; Actinopteri; Syngnathiformes; Syngnathidae
Gene: lmtka
Product: apoptosis-associated tyrosine kinase a
Exons: 14
Coding region: 466-5136 (1556 amino acids)
Biological process (GO): brain development; peptidyl-tyrosine autophosphorylation
Molecular function (GO): protein tyrosine kinase activity; ATP binding
Source: RefSeq, a predicted model, not a curated record